CCAUGUGACGCAGACACACCUCUUACUGUGAUUGGCUGCUCACUGUAAGCGUUCACUACACUCUCAUUCGGAGCUUUGAAGGUGAAAUUUGCUUUUUUGUGUAUGCAGUUUUCCAUCGCGAUUAUGACUUCCUGUGCUCUUUACAGUACACGCACACACCUGUGCAGACAUCUGGCACAUAAAUAUCUGAGCAGGACCUACAGCACACGACCGUCUCUAAAUGAAGUCGUCAUCGUCAGUGCAGUCAGGACUCCUGUGGGGUCUUUCAGAGGAAGCCUUUCCACAGUCCCUGCCACUAAACUGGGUUCCAUUGCUAUUAAAGGAGCCGUUGAGAAAGCAGGAAUUCCGGUUGAGGAGGUGAAAGAAGUUUAUAUGGGCAAUGUGUUGCAGGCAGGAGAAGGACAAGCACCAACCAGACAGGCUCUUCUGGGUGCAGGUCUCCCUCUCUCCACUCCGGCAACUACCAUCAAUAAAGUGUGUGCUUCUGGGAUGAAGUCCAUCAUGAUGGCCGCUCAGAGUCUCAUGUGUGGGCAUCAGGAUGUGAUGGUUGCUGGUGGAAUGGAAAGCAUGUCUCAGGUUCCCUAUGUCAUGGCCAGAGAAGUGCCCCCUUAUGGUGGAGUGAAGAUGGAGGAUCUGAUUGUUAAGGACGGGUUGACGGACGUCUACAACAAAUUCCACAUGGGCAACUGUGCUGAAAAUACGGCCAAGAACAGCGGUAUCUCCAGGGAGGAGCAGGACGCAUUUGCCAUUAACUCGUACAGCCGCAGCAAAGCAGCAUGGGAGUCUGGCGUCCUGGCCAAGGAAGUGGUUCCUGUGAGCAUCCCUCAGAAAGGAAAACCAGACAUCGUUGUGAAGGAAGAUGAAGAAUAUAGGAAGGUUGACUUCAGCAAAGUCCCCAAACUGAAGGCUGUGUUCCAGAAAGAGAACGGCACAGUGACGGCAGCCAACGCUAGUACGCUGAACGAUGGCGCGGCGGCUCUCGUGCUCAUGACAGCAGAUGCGGCAAAGAGGCUCAACAUCACACCGCUUGCAAAGAUCGUUGCUUUUGCUGAUGCUGCUGUGGCCCCCAUCGAUUUCCCUAUCGCUCCAGCCUUCGCCGUCCCCAAGGUCCUAAAGGCAGCCGGUGUUAAGAAAGAAGACAUUGCCAUGUGGGAGAUCAAUGAGGCCUUCAGUGUCGUGGUGCUGGCCAACAUCAAGAUGUUAGACAUUGACCCCAACAAAGUCAAUAUCAACGGAGGAGCAGUUUCCCUCGGACACCCAAUUGGAAUGUCAGGGGCGAGAAUCGUAGGACACAUGGUGCACAAUCUGAAAUCGGGACAGUACGGACUGGCAGGAAUCUGCAAUGGAGGAGGCGGCGCCUCUUCUAUUCUGAUCCAGAAAUAUUAGGACUUGCACUUUAGUCCACAGAAUGUCCUUGAGUCAGAUAUAUCUUCAUCAUUAAUGUGAGGUCAGUCCUGUUUUUCAAUUAAAAUAGGAAACAAAGUUGUCGGUGUUCAUACAAUACAAACUUCUCAAAUUGUAGUAUUUAUUCUGUGCUCUCAAUGCAUAUUUCGUUAUGUGGUGUCAUUCUCAAAAUAAUGUUUUAAUAAAAGGGUUUAGAAAGUUAAAAUCUGUAUUUGCAAUAAAAUAGAAUAUUGAUUGUUUUUGUUGAUGUUGAAUGUGAUGAUUAUACUCAGAAAUAAUGCAUUUCACCUGAAUGAACACCAGGUGGCGUGUGUGCUUUGAGCUCUGUUUGCUGAUUGGCUAAUGGACACUUUUCACAGACUAUAAUGAAGCAAUAAUAAUUUUUUUUUUUUUUUUAAUGUACUUUUAUAAUAUUU
Sinocyclocheilus anshuiensis is the source of this 1820-nucleotide messenger RNA. Its product is annotated as acetyl-CoA acetyltransferase, mitochondrial. The record is from RefSeq and is a predicted model, not a curated record. Gene Ontology annotation, biological process: fatty acid beta-oxidation. Gene Ontology annotation, cellular component: mitochondrion. Bases 103 to 1386 code for a protein of 427 amino acids. Gene Ontology annotation, molecular function: acetyl-CoA C-acetyltransferase activity. The transcript is spliced from 12 exons. NCBI's taxonomy places the organism in Eukaryota, Metazoa, Chordata, Actinopteri, Cypriniformes, Cyprinidae.